Molecule: messenger RNA, 1751 nt
Organism: Camelina sativa (false flax)
Lineage: Eukaryota; Viridiplantae; Streptophyta; Magnoliopsida; Brassicales; Brassicaceae
Source: RefSeq, a predicted model, not a curated record
UAGACACAAUAACGCACCCACUAUCUUUCUCCUUCCCUUCCGCCUUCCUCCUUCUUCUUCUUCUUCUUCUUCCUCCUCACUGUUUAACGCAGAGAGAACCUCCGUCUCUUCUCUCUUCUCUUCUUCUCCUCUCUCUCUUUCUCUACAGAAUAAGUUUUUUUUUUUUAAUUCAUUAAUAAAAUACCAUUUGAUUCGCUGGUGGUGAUCGGAUACGUGAAAGUAGAAGCACGGCUAUUGUUUCGUCAUCCUCGAAUUGGAUGUGGAGAAGAGAUUAAACGAAUCUUAUAGAUUUCUGAAAAUUUUAAAUUAAAAAAAAACAGAUCGGAAUCGGAAAACGUACCAUUACAAAAUUCGAAUCAGGUUUCUCACUUGGGUAUAAUGAUGAGGUAUCAAAGAGUAAGCCCAGAUUGUCUUCCCCAUACAACAAAUGGAAGCAAGAAGCCUUACUUAAGACCAUCACCAUCAAACGACGACACAACCACCGUCAUUACCACCACAACCUCAAUCGCCGCCGGAAGAGGAUUCAACGCCGGAUCAUCAUCGUGCACAACAACAACCUCUUCCUUAGAUGGAAUCCCCAAAGGAGUCCGAUUCAGAUCCACCUCCCAACAACAACAACAGCAAGAAGAACAUGAUCCUAGUCCAAGCCGUCGCGGCGGAGAUGUGCUGUUACAGUGGGGACAACGAAAACGAUCGAGAGCUUCCAGAGCCGAGAUCCGAUCCAUCACAGCUGAUGACUCUUCAUCUUCUUCAGGACAAGGUAAGAUUCAAUCGAACAAACUCCAGAGACGAUCGGUGAAUCCUUCUAUGCCACCACCACCACCACCAGCUCCUCCGGUUUUCACUAGCCGGAGUACUAACCCUAGAAACGGUUUCGUCGUCGGCAAGGAAUCUUUCUUCCCUUCUUCCUCCAGGAAUCUAGAAGAUCGAUCAGCCAACGGAUCACCAUCAAGGAACAACAACAACAUGAACGGCCGUAUGAUGUCCAGAUCGGGUGGUGGCUCAAAGCGAUCUCCACCUUCACCUGACCAAAUCGAGAAGAGAUCAAGCCUACUUAGAGAUCAGAGACAAAACGGGUUUGAUCAUCAACAACAGCAGCAUCAGAGAGUGGUCAGAUCAGAAUCAACGGCUCAGGGUCAUCAUCAUCCAGAAGUGGAGAUGAAUGGAGGAGAGAGAGAGAAAGCAACGCAAGAGUGGCCAAGGAUCUACAUUGCUUUGUCUAGGAAAGAGAAGGAAGAAGAUUUCUUGGUUAUGAAAGGAACUAAGCUCCCUCAUAGACCCAGGAAACGUGCUAAGAACAUUGAUAAAGCCCUUCAGUUUUGUUUCCCAGGGAUGUGGUUAUCUGAUUUGACCAAGAACCGUUAUGAAGUUAGGGAGAAGAAAAAUGUGAAGAAGCAGCAACCAAAACGGAGAGGAUUGAAAGGCAUGGAGAAUUUGGACACCGACUCUGAAUAAAUUAAUUUUUUUUUUUUUUUUUUUUGGGUUAAUGUGGUUUUUCGAUUUCUCUUUUGAGAAAAGAAAAAAAAAAACAAGACGCACACGUGUGGCUAGCGCGUGCGGAAUAGGCUCAGCAAGAACCAGAUCGAGCCUAUACGAUCGAGAGAACUUACCUUCUUUUUUUAUUUUUCUUUUUUUUUCCUUCUUUGGUUUUUUUGGGGGGGGGGUUCCAAAAUUCUCUUUCUUUUGUUUCGUGUACAAAAAAGAAAGUUGAAGAUCCCAUCUUCAUAAAUCAUAAUUUCUCUAUUUAAUUA